UUGCUUCACUCCGUUCUGGACUCUUACAGAACAAAUACAGAUUAACGUGAUAGCCUACAGUUUUACAGGAUAUAAGGGGUUUCUGUUUGAUUAAACUAAAGCUGUGAUCCUGCACUUGGUGAACAAGAUCUAGUGACCUGUUAAGAAGACGCCGGUUCUCCAGCUGAUCUGACAGAAAUGAACCAGGACCCUGAGGAGCAGAGUCCUGCUGCAGACAGCCAAACGCUGGCUUGCACGAAAUCAUGUUCAGAAACGACACAGAGAAAACUCAACUGGUCACGGAGAAAGGCACCAUGUAUAGCAUCACCAUGGAAAGUGUGUCCACAGAUGGGAUAAUGCAGAAGGAGAAGGACAGCAACAUCAAGCAUUGCCAUGACAACAGCCAAGCUACGGAAGACAGGGAGCGGGAGAAGCAGUUGGCCAGGAAGAGGCUCUACGUGGUCUCGGCUGUCUGCUUGGUCUUCAUGAUCGGAGAGAUCCUGGGUGGUUACUUUGCGGGGAGUCUGGCGGUGAUGACAGACGCCGCCCACCUGCUGGUAGACUUCGCCAGCUUCAUCAUCAGCCUGGUGUCUCUGUGGCUCUCGUCCAGACCUGCCACACGCACACUCAGCUAUGGCUGGCAUCGUGCAGAGAUCUUGGGUGCUCUCCUCUCGGUGGUGACCAUCUGGCUGGUGACAGGUGUGCUGGUUUACCUGGCUGUGCAGCGCCUCAUCAGCGAUAAUUAUGAGAUCGAGGGGACCAUCAUGCUCAUUACUUCAGGCUGCGCUGUGCUGGCAAACAUCAUUAUGGCUUUCACCCUGCACCAGUCUGGGCAUGGGCACAGCCACGGGGGCCUCAGCAGUGGGCACGGCCACAGCCACAGCACUAACGACAAGAGCAAGCAUGGGCACAGCCACGCGGCGGGCAAUGGGCAUGGGCACAGCCACAAGAGCAGCCACUCGCACAGUAACGGUAACCAAGAAAACCAUUCCCAUGGAAAUGGCGACGUGGAGCAGCACAAUGGGGUGGACGGUCAGCAGCAGAAGUCGGCGGGGUCACGACCUCAGGCCAAUGCCAGCGUGCGUGCUGCCUUCGUGCAUGUCGUGGGAGACCUGCUCCAGAGCAUCAGCGUGCUGGUCAGCGCCAUCAUCAUCUUCUUUAAGCCUGAGUAUAAGAUAGCUGACCCGAUCUGUACGUUCCUGUUUUCCAUGUUUGUCCUGGGAACCACCGUCACCAUUAUGAGAGACAUCCUGCUUGUCCUCAUGGAAGGUACCCCAGCUGGAGUGAAGCACGGUGAGGUGAGGGAUCGGCUGCUGGCAGUGAAGGGGGUGAAGUCUGUCCAUAGCCUCCAUAUCUGGGCCCUGACUAUGAACCAGACGGUGCUCACAGCACACGUGGCUAUAGAUGACAUAGUGGAUGCCCAGCCAGUCCUAAGGGAGAUGACCCAAACCUGCUUCUCCAACUACAACUUUCAUUCAGUCACCUUACAGCUGGAACAGCAGGCCGACCAGAAGCCUGGGUGUAGUCUGUGUGAGGACCCCAAAAUGUAGACACCUGUUUAAGCCCAUGGGAGAGGCCAGGAGUCCAGAGGAAUAAGGCUAAGUUAAGCUACCUAACCAGGAUUUAGUUGUAGCCUGGACACAGUCUUUUGGCAAGUGCUUGACUUGACCAGGAACAUAUUGGAACUGAUUUCUCGCACCUCACAUUUGUACCGCUAGAGUUCCUGCACCUUUUAUAGAAUGCGGCCUAAAAUAUUGCAGCGUUGUGGCACCUUAAUAUAAACAGCACUCCAAAUAGAAUAGAACACAACUUUUUUUGACUAUAUGUUACAGCGAACAACUCAAUCAUGGAUAUUGGACCAGAGGGGUAUACUACAAAGCAGGUUCAAUGUUUUAGGGCUCUAUUUUCAGCUGGUGUUAAGGAGGUGCUAGUGUCAUACGCAAGUUAGUUUGCAAUUUCGUCACGUGAAAACUGUCAGACUGGCAUUUUCCCACCCUAACGCCAGGUUUGGCAAUUUAUCCGUCUAACAUCAGCAUGCUUACGCUCAGAUGGGAGGAGUGUAAAUAUUUUAGGCGUGCCCUUAACAUGAUCCAAAGUACUAAUUUUAGCUGGCACUGGCAGGGAUAUUUAAGACCGAUCAAAAGCUGGUUUUAAUGGUAACGCAGUUGGUUAUGGUAUGAAUUUUGACAGCUGAAACACAGCCUAUCCAGCCGUGACGCGCACACUGCCCACAUGAACAUGGAACAAGAUGUGAUUUGGUACCUGUAUACUUCAUAUUUAGAAACAUAAAACAUUCAUGUUUUUCCCCCAUUUUAUUUGAUUAAAAACCAAGCAUAGCCUCCCCUCUCAAGGAAGGCUGUUUUCUUUUUGUCCUGCCCAAUGUAAUCAAGUAGGCUAGACAAGACUGUCGAUAAAGGGUUUGGCUCGUGAGACCUCUUGGAAAUAAAUCUUAAUCACCCAAGCUUUAUUAAAAUACUGUAUCAAGUUUGAAAGGAGCAAAAGAGCUGACAUUCCCUUUUUAUCUGUGCAUUGUAGGCAGGCCUACAUUAUUUUAGCCAUGCUUUGGACGUGUGUAAGACUCCCUCCGUGAUAUAGGUUACAUGUCUACGUGCCCAUCGUGAAAGGAGAGAUGAGAUCCUCGGUGAAUACCGGUGAACCUCGUAUUUAGAAGUUAUUUUCAUGUAACAAUUGCUUGUUUUCCAUUUCAACUUUAAAAAAAAAAUCCAAGCCCUCCACAGACUACCCUUACCCUAGGACUACUAUAGCGAAGGCUGGUUCAACAGCAAUGUGUUGUGUUUUUUUUAUGAUGGUGAUUUUGUGAUAUCAUUACAUUUGACAUGCAUUUAUUGUUGUUGAAAAAAAAUAAAACAGAUUUCUUGCU
Messenger RNA from Oncorhynchus tshawytscha (Chinook salmon), 2860 nucleotides. RefSeq names its product zinc transporter 8. The transcript is spliced from 9 exons. Gene Ontology annotation, cellular component: plasma membrane. Gene Ontology annotation, biological process: zinc ion transmembrane transport; insulin secretion; response to glucose. Gene Ontology annotation, molecular function: zinc ion transmembrane transporter activity. The coding region runs from base 243 to 1529 and encodes 428 amino acids. The record is from RefSeq and is a predicted model, not a curated record. Lineage: Eukaryota; Metazoa; Chordata; Actinopteri; Salmoniformes; Salmonidae.